CUUUCCCCUCCCUUUCUCCCUUUCUCGACAUGUGCGUCGACAGGUGCGCCCUGCAGCCAUUGAGAGCCUGGCGUACACUCCCCCCGACCUUCCUGUGUGUCUUCAGGGAUGCUCUUCGCAGACACGCGACAGGCAGUUCUUUGCCGUGUGACUGCCUCGGCACGCCGUCACACGCUUCUGCCUUCCCCCCUUCCAAGGACAAGAGCUCGGCACAGGUCGUGGCAAACAGGGUCCUCUCACAACCCAAGAGGCACCCCUGGCGGCCCGGUGGUGUGCUUGGUCUGGUGAUGCGUGCUGGUGUGCUUGGUCUGGUGCUGAUGGUGGCCUACGAGGACUGUCUGCAUCAAGUCAUGACGACACAGCAGACGUGGACGUGCCCAGACCGGCCUGCCGACCAUGUCAUAUUCCUCGCACAUGGCUGGAUCAGCCAACCAGUCGGCAUGGAUGGUACACACCAACACCAAGACACCCUCACACACGCCCACAUCUAUAGCUGAGCUUCGUGCGGACGUCUGUCGCUGUCUGUCUGUUUUGUGUGUCAGUGAUUGCGAUGGAGAUCUCUGAUCGCGCCCGGAGCCUUUACCCGACGGGCAACGGCAACAGCACUGACGCUGGCGGCCCAUGUGUCUUGAUCCACAAGCUCCACGCCAACUGGGGCAUGGUUAGAAGCUGGUUUACAACGGCCGACGGCAUUGACUCCGGUGGACGGCGAAUCGCCUCCGUAAUCGGCACUCACCAAAGGAAAACGCGACACACGGAUUGGAAUCUUCUUGUGACUCUCUCUUGGCGUUUCCCUUUGUCGCAGGAGAUGCGUCAGGUGAUUGCGUCGCACCCAUCGCUCCGGAAGAUGUCGGUGGUGGCUCACUCGAUGGGCGGGGUCUAUGCGCGCUAUGCUCUCGGCACCCUUCUCAUGCAAGAUGGCCACCGCGAGAAAGCCGAAGGCGGGUCCCUGAUUGCCGGCCUCAGGCCAGUCAACUUCGUGACAUUGGGCACCCCUCACGCUGGCGUCGAUGGCCAGUUCAUCCCCGUCAUGGAGGAGCUGGGCGCCCUCCUGUUUCUCGUGGACCUGCCCUUUGCCCUCGGCGACGUGCUGCGGCGUGUGCUUCCUCUCGGCACCAACUACGGCCGCACCUUCGUGCAGCUCUUUCUGAGGGACGGAGGCGAGUUCUUCGACCGCAUCUCUGACCCAAACGGGCCGUUCUUUCGAGCUCUGGCAAGGUUCCAGGCGCGAAACGCCAUCGCUGCUGCAGAGGUGAGUGAGAACACAACCAUUCAUCGACCGGUCCCCACGACCCAUGCCUGAGAUUCCUGUUGGUAUCCGUUUUCGCCGCCUUACUUUGUUGCAGCAUGACUACCUUGUGCCGUGCGCGUCAUCGACCGUGCUGACGUCGUGUCCGUUUGAGUACAAGCACCUCGAGGACGCUGACUACCCCCACGUGAUCGCGACCUACGCCACCAUAGCCGAUCCAUCGCGAAUGGCGCACCCCUCCCACCCUCCACCCCCCGAAGUCCACGAGUGCCCGGCCGUCCAGCAGCUGGGCCACGGCAAAGGCCUCUACCACCGCUCCACACUCGAGCACACGUUCGUGACCCGGCUGGCAGCUCUCGAGUGGACGCACACCAUUGUGCGGUACCGGGGUUUUGCCAAGCUGUUCGCCCACCACCUGCUUAUAUACGACCAAUCUACAAUCUUCCCUACGCUUGAGGUCGUAGGCGGCAAGUACCACGAGGUCCCCAAGUAUGCCGCCGAGCAACUCGUCUUCUGAUCGGUGGGUGGCGGCAUAGCUGACAACCACCCGAUCAGGAACGAUCACCUGGUAGAGCGGACGAAAGGAGGGCGAUGUGCGUCUGGCUGCUGAGUGCGCGUAAAGGAAGGAAAGCAGAAGGCAGUGCCAUGGCGUGGCGUGGCGCGACGUGG
Vitrella brassicaformis is the source of this 1918-nucleotide messenger RNA. The record is from the annotation of a GenBank genome assembly. Lineage: Eukaryota; Vitrellaceae.